AGUAAGUUUGGGGCAAGGACAAGCGCAGCACACGCAGCAAGCGCGCCACCUGAUGGAAAUUCGCUUCAGUGUGCUCGUAGUGUUGAUCGUGUUCUUAGUCCUAAACGCUGCGGUUCAACUAAGAACGUUGGCUGCGGUGCAAGGACUGGCCGCGCAACAGCACGCUAUUUCCCCGCCAGGAACGGACGCGCCGGCGCUCGAAAUCCUCUCAACGAGGAAGGUUGCGUCCCAAGGACUGGCCACGCAACAGCACGCUAUUUCCCCGCCAGGAACGGACGCGCCGGCGCUCGAAAUCCUCUCAACGAGGAAGGUUGCGUCCCAAGGACUGGCCACGCAACAGCACGCUGUUUACACUGUUUACGCAGGCCCCUAUGUGCACGUUGAGGCCCGGCGGAACCCUAUCUACAGUACCGUCACCCAAAAGCUAAGAUUGAAAGGAAAAGGCUUCGGCGCCGCGGGCACGGGCGAACACCUGAACCUCCAGUUCGUGCCGGCGAUGCCCAAGACGGACUACAAGGUCCAGGUCCUGUCGGAUACGGCGCUGUCGAUCAACCUUGUAAGUGGCAAGUCCUGGCCCCUCGCUUCUGAUGAGGGUACCUAUUUGUACCUAACCUCACUCAUAGACGACCGGAAAGGAAGCAUGAACCAGCUCGAAACCCCUGUCGUGAUUGCGAGGGUGAUCCCGACGCCGACCGUCAUGCACGGAGGCGAAAAAGUUAUUUACAUGACCGGUACGACGCGCUUCAACAUCAACGGCACGGGCUUCCGAGCGAAGACCAUGGAGCUGAUCUUCGACCCGCCGCUCGAGAAGGAUGUGGAUUAUAUGCUCAACACUCGUAGUUCCACGCACAUGCAGCUCAUGCUGCGCUCGGGAAAGAAGUGGCGUAGUGAUGGGAAGCCCGGGCCUCUCAAGUUGCGACGCAUCGACACGGGCGCCGGCGAUCUGAGGAUCAACACGAAGUACGGUGGCGUCACGGUGGCCGAGGUGCGGGUCAACCUGUGAGCUCACAAUUCAUCAUUUUUAAAAAUAUUAAAUUUUA
This is a messenger RNA of Pelagomonas calceolata, 1040 nucleotides long. The record is from the annotation of a GenBank genome assembly. NCBI's taxonomy places the organism in Eukaryota, Pelagophyceae, Pelagomonadales, Pelagomonadaceae.